This is a messenger RNA of Candidozyma duobushaemuli, 2547 nucleotides long. It is a transcript of the gene DAP2, whose product is annotated as Dap2p. Gene Ontology annotation, molecular function: serine-type endopeptidase activity; dipeptidyl-peptidase activity. Lineage: Eukaryota; Fungi; Ascomycota; Pichiomycetes; Serinales; Metschnikowiaceae. Gene Ontology annotation, biological process: proteolysis. The record is from RefSeq and is a predicted model, not a curated record. Bases 1 to 2547 code for a protein of 848 amino acids. The transcript has a single exon.
AUGUCUUCGGAGACUUUUGAAAAGGAGUACUUCAUCUCCGAGAAGUCGCCAUACCAUGGGGAGCACUUCAAGCUGAGGAAAGAAAGAACCCUUCGAACACUAGCUUUCAUACUACUGCUAAUAGCAGCUAUAAUCUGGGGUUCUGGCUUCUUGAUCAAUGCCGUUGACAAUUUUUCGGCGCAUAAUAGCGUCACCUUUAAUGAACUGAAGACUCCACAUUUUUUCGACUCACCGCCACUUCUCACUAAAGGGAACUCCCACGGCCAGACUGGCAAAAUCCCACUUACUUUGGAGCAUAUUAGAGAAGGCAAGUUCCGUCCACAAUUCAAAAACCUACAGUGGAUUCUGGCUCCGGAGUCCGCCACCCACGACCAGGGUACAUACUUGCUCGAAGACAAGCAAGGAGAUAAUACUACCUACGUUGUGAAAAGCAUCUUGGAUUCAGACUUCCAUUAUGUUCUCCAUGAGGGUAGCUCGUUCACUUACAAUGGUGAGACGUAUGACAUCGAUGCAUUGGUGGCUUCUCCAGACCUCACAAGAGCUGUUCUCAAAACCGAGACGAUUAAAAGCUGGAGACACUCAUCUUUUGCUAUCUACUGGGUGCUCGAUGUCAAGACUCAGUCUAUAUCGCCGUUGUUCAACACGGAGGACAGGGUAGCUGUCACUUCGUGGGCGCCUACUUCCGACAAAAUUGCAUUCAUUUAUGAGAACAAUGUCUUCAUCAAGGACCUCAUUCAGGGAGACAUCAUACAAGUUACUUACGACGGAGGUGAACAGACCUUCUACGGAAAGCCUGACUGGGUCUAUGAAGAAGAAGUUUUCGCAUCAGACAUCGUAUUGUGGUGGUCCCCUCAAGGUGACAAGUUGGGCUUCUUGAAGUUCAAUGACAGUGAAGUUCCUGACUUCCCCAUUCCCUACUAUGUUCAAGAUGGGUUUGAGGAAUAUCCAGAGCUUGUCAACAUCAAGUACCCCAAGCCGGGCUAUCCUAAUCCAAAGGUUGAUUUGGUUCUCUACAACCUUGAAGCUCGGGCUGAAUUUGCGCCCGAGAAGGCAAGGAUUGCCGAGCUUAACACUUCCUUUGACGACAAACUCAUAACUGAGGUUUUGUGGGUCUCUGACGACUAUCUUUUGGUCAAGACUAGCAACAGGGCAAGUGACGAGUUGGAGGUAUUUUUGGUGAACACUGACGAUUCGAAGGGAGAGCUUGUUAGAAAGCAUCAUGCCAAGGACUCUUGGUUCGAAGUCACUUCAAAUGCUAUCUAUGUCCCUCGCAAUGAGUCUGCCGGUAUCAAACAUGAUGGUUAUAUUGAUCUCAUUGUGCAUGAGGGCUACAAUCACUUGGCCUACUUUUCUCCACCUGAAUCUUCCGAAGGCAAGCUACUUACAAGCGGACAAUGGGAGGUCUUGACCAAUGUUUUCGACUUCCUGAACAACGAGAUUUACUUCCUGGCCACCAAGAAGUCUUCGGUUGAGAGGCACAUCUAUUCCGUCAGUCUCACCGAUGCCAUCCACUCGCAAAAACAACCUAGCAUCAAGAAUGUCACUGAUGUUAGUGCUGAAGGCUGGUUUGGUGCCUCCUUCUCAUCUGGUGCCAGAUUUGCCUUAGUCUCCAACCAGGGUCCAUCCGUUCCUUAUCAAAACUUAAUUGACCUUCACUCCAAAGAGACAGUACAAGAGAUUGAAAACAACCAUGAAAUCUCGGUGAAUCUCGAGGCAUAUGACGUUCCGCAAACAACGUAUUUCCUGGUUAACUUGGGUAUUGACGAGGUCACUGGUGGGGAUAUUUUGGCCAAUGCAAAGGAAACAAAACCACGCCAGUUCGAUCCUUCUAAAAAGUACCCAGUGUUGUUUUUCGUUUACGGUGGGCCUGGCUCGCAGACUGUGACCAAGACCUUCGACGUCGGCUUCAGCGAAGCUAUUGCCUCUGAACUCGAUGCUGUUGUGGUGACGGUCGAUGGAAGAGGCACUGGUUACAACACUAACAAUUCCAAAUUGGGCUCUAGAUUCAAAUUUAUUGUGCGUGAUAGAUUGGGUCAUUACGAGCCAAUUGAUCAGAUUGCUGCAGCAUCGAUUUGGGCAAAGAAGCCAUACGUCGAUUCCAGCAGAAUUGCCAUCUGGGGCUGGUCCUACGGAGGCUUCUUGACCUUGAAGACGUUGGAGACGGACAAUGUUGAUCAUGUCUUUUCUUACGGUGUCUCAGUCGCUCCAGUGACAAAGUGGAGACUAUACGACUCUAUCUACACGGAGAGAUACUUGAGAACCCCACAAGAGAACCCCAGUGGUUACGAAAGCGCUAGCAUCUACAACAUGACUAACUUCAAAGAUGUGAAGCGCUUCUUAGUGAUGCAUGGCUCUGGGGAUGAUAAUGUCCAUUUCCAGAACAGUCUCAGCCUCAUCGACGACUUCAACCUCGCUGGCGUGGAGAAUUUCGACUUCAUGGUAUUCCCUGACUCGGACCACCUGAUCCGUUUUCACAACGGUAAUAACGUCGUUUUUGACCGCAUCAAGAGCUGGAUCGGACGGGCAUUUGCUGGCGAAUUUGCAUAA